AGGAGAGAAAGAAAAUAGAGGAAGAAGAUGAAGUCUACAAAUGACAACAACAAUGGCAGCAAUAGUCAUAAUAACAACUGGUUGGGUUUCUCUCUCUCACCCUACAUGAAAAUGGAGGUUUCUUCAAACCCUCAUCAUCAGUACAAUCAUCAUCAUCAUCAACCUCAGCUAGUUCUUCCUUCUGGCUUCUAUCUCUCCCCUUCUUCACACCUCAACAGCUCUGCAAUCUGUUAUGGGGUUGGAGAAAAUGGUGGCUUUCACUCACCCUUGUCUGUAAUGCCUCUCAAGUCAGAUGGAUCUCUCUGUAUCAUGGAAGCUCUCAGUAGAUCACAACCACCACCACCACCACAAGGUUUGCUUUCUUUUCUCUUCUCUUUCCUUUUUUCUUUUCUUCUUUGUGUUCUAUGUUUUGAAAUCUUUUUGGGUUUGAAAAGGGAUGGUGCCAAACUCUUCCCCUAAACUUGAGGACUUUCUUGGUGGUGCAACAAUGGCAGCCCACCACCAAUACAGUACCAAUGAGAGAGAAGCAGUGGCUCUAAGCUUAGACAGCAUGUACUACCACCACCAAAAUGCUGAUCAACAAACCAAUAGGCAACAACAACAGCAAAAGAUGGAUGAAAUUCAACAACACCAGCAUUAUUACAAUGGACUCUCAUGCAAUGAUGGGUUGUACCAACAGACACCAUUGGAGGAGCAGAGAGAAGAAGAAACUAGGGAGACCCAACUUGCAGACUGUGAUAAUACCCAAAUCACUGCUUGCCUGAAAAAUUGGAUUGUGGUGGAGGAUAGUGGUGGCGCGUGUGGGUCAGGUGGUGGUCCAGUGGGUGGUUGUGGGGAUUUACACUCUCUGAGCUUGUCAAUGAGCCCUGGUUCUCAGUCAAGCUGUGUCACAACUCCAACCCAGAUCUCACCUACUGGAACUGAGUCCACAGUCAUGGAAACCAAGAAGAGAGGGUCUGCAAAAGUUGCUCUGAAGCAACCUGUUCAUAGGAAGUCCAUUGACACAUUUGGGUGGAGAACCUCUCAGUAUAGAGGUGUUACAAGGAAUAUCACGGACAGGGACCAACAAACCCUUCUCUGGAUCAGUGGUGGGAUCAAAGGCAAAAGCAACUAA
Camellia sinensis is the source of this 1114-nucleotide messenger RNA. The record is from RefSeq and is a predicted model, not a curated record. Lineage: Eukaryota; Viridiplantae; Streptophyta; Magnoliopsida; Ericales; Theaceae.